Klebsormidium nitens is the source of this 1182-nucleotide messenger RNA. The record is from the annotation of a GenBank genome assembly. Lineage: Eukaryota; Viridiplantae; Streptophyta; Klebsormidiophyceae; Klebsormidiales; Klebsormidiaceae.
CUUUUUGCAAAUGAUGGAUCCAAGCUUGUGCCGCUGCUUGUAUUGCGCUUUUGAUGCGAAGUGGGAGCUAUGCAUGCGCCUUCCAUCUGGCAGGCGCAAAGUCUGUCUGGCAAGCUCUCAUUUGGUUCAGCAAACAGGAGGGGCGCUGGUGGAGAUCUGAAAGCAUGGCAGCUGUCAAUUUUCAACAUAUCUGCAUGCGGAGAAGCCCCAUGGGCGAUCAAUCGGUGACACCUGUACGCCCCUUCCCCUUCUGCCCAUGCCCGCAUUGAGCGAUGUCCCUCCCGGCAAUGGCGGCCGACAACCCGGCCAAGGAGGUCCAGAAGGCGGCUCAGAAUGUCACGAGCACUGUGGAGAAGGCGGUUGAGGGGACCAAGAGGGAUGUGAGCAGGGAAGAGGUGGAGAAGCGUCAGGAGAGCGGGGGCUCUGAUGAGAAGCGGAGCGUUGUUGGGAGCAAGCCCGCACCUGGAAACGACCAGCUGCCGAGGCCUGAGAUUGAGAGGCGGCCAGAGACUGGCGACCGCAGCUUCGGCAGCCUCUUCGCCUUUGACGGUGCUGCGCCCGAGACCCUGAACAACCGGUUGGCUAUGACCGGUAUUGUCGCUGCGCUCUCAGUGGAGGCCUUCACCGGACUGAGUGUGCGGGACCAGGUUCUGGGACCUGGGGGCUUCUACCGGGUGGGCUGGUUCUUGGCAGCAGUGGCCCUGGUCACCACGGCGUCGCUCUUCCCUCUGUCCAAGGGUGAGUCGCCUGACUCUCGCAAGAGCGGACCUUUCGAGGGCAAGAGCGAGAGGUGGAAUGGCCGCCUCGCACAAUUGGGCUUCGUCGCCCUUAUCAUCACUGAAAUUGUGAAGGGCAGUGCUCUUCUGCCAAAGCUCUUCUAAGAACGAGACGACAGACGGAGACUCGAACUAAUGGGCAUGCAGUUUACAGCAAGCGAGUUGUAACCUUUCUUCCAGUCAGCGGGCAUUAGAAGGUUUGGAUAGUUUGAUUGAAUGUUUGGACAGUUUUGUGUGUCUGUAAGUAGGGCGUGCCAAACAUUUUUGUAGAGUGAUGUGAGCGUAAGUUUGUAGGUCUGUACAUUAUGUCAAAAUGUAGAGCACAAUCUUGCAAGACAUCCGUCUUGCUUGCUUGAAAUUCAUCUGCUUAUAUGCUUGUGAUAUUUACUCUCUCAACUCGGGACGG